Messenger RNA from Didymosphaeria variabile, 1428 nucleotides. RefSeq lists its product as uncharacterized. Bases 1 to 1428 code for a protein of 475 amino acids. Lineage: Eukaryota; Fungi; Ascomycota; Dothideomycetes; Pleosporales; Didymosphaeriaceae. The record is from RefSeq and is a predicted model, not a curated record. Gene Ontology annotation, molecular function: ferric iron binding; oxidoreductase activity, acting on single donors with incorporation of molecular oxygen, incorporation of two atoms of oxygen. The transcript is spliced from 2 exons.
AUGGUGAACUUCGCUUCCACCGUUAGCAGUGCGCUGGCUGCCGCCUCUCUUCUCAGCCUUGCCGCUGCCCACCCCGGCGAGAAGCAUGAUCAUGUUCACAUCAAGCGCCAGAUUGACGCUCGUCAGUUGCGUGCUGCUGCCGCCAAGCGCUCCUUGGGAGCGUGCGAGAACUCUCUCAAGCACCGUGACUUGAUGGCCAGGUCCGUCCAGCGUCGUGCCAACGCUCUCGACAGCCUUCGUGAGAAGCGCGGCAUCUCUGUCAACUCCAAGAAGCUGCGUCGUGAUCUCUCGGACCUCCAAAGCUUCGAGACUGUGAACCAUAACAUGACUGGAGAGCUCGACUACUCCCUCAACACCGACCCCGCCACCAUUUUCUCCGCCAACACUUCGUGCAUCCUUGCUCCCGAAAACACCGCCGGACCUUAUUACGUCCUCGGCGAGCUCGUCCGCUCGGAUGUCAAGGAGGACCAAGCUGGUGUUGAUCUUUACCUCGACGUCCAAUACAUCGACAUCAACACCUGCGAGCCCGUCAGCGGGCUUUACGUCGACGUCUGGAACUGCAACUCCACUGGUGUCUACUCCGGCGUCGAGUCCGGCCAAGGAGGCCUCGACAGUACUUUCCUCCGCGGCAUCCAAGCAACGGACGAAGAUGGUGUUGUAGCCUUCGAAACCAUCUUUCCCGGCCACUACGAAGGCCGCGCUACCCACACCCACUUGCUCACCAAGUCCAAUGUGACCGUUCGCGAGAACGGCACCACCGAGGGCGGCGCCGUCACCCACAUCGGCCAGCUCUUCUACCCUGAAGACCUCAUCACCGAUGUCGAGACCUUCGAGCCGUACAACACCAACACUGUCGAACGUACCACCAACGACGAGGACAUGUGGAGCAUCGUCCAGGCGGACGCUACAUACGAUCCCUUCCCGGAAUUUGUCUACCUCGGCGACAGCGCGGCGGAUGGUCUGCUUGCUUGGAUCCAGAUUGGUAUUAAUGCUAGCGCUGAUCACUCCGACGACGAGUACUACGCUGUUGCUGCUACUUACUACGAGGACGGUGGUGUUGCCAACGGUGACAGCUCGUUCGCAGGUGGAAGUGGCGCGCCCGGUAACGGAACUGGCAACGGAACCAUGCCUUCUGGUGCUCCUCCCUCUGGUGCUAUUUCCUCCGACCUUGCCUCUGCUACUGGCUCUGAUGCCGCUUCGGAUGCUGCUGUGACUAUUGUGUCUAGCGCUGCUGGCACUACGUUGACCACUGUCUCUGGCGCUGCUUCCUCGUCGGUUGCUGCGCCUUCUCGUGCUGCUAAGCAGUCUGGCAAGCCUUCCAACGUCCAAGGUCAGCAAGGUGGUAACCAGCAGGGUCAGCAGGCUCAGGGUCAGCAGCAGCAAGGCCAGGGCCAGGCUCAGAAGCAGCAGAAGAACCAGCAUCAGUAG